Messenger RNA from Nannospalax galili (Upper Galilee mountains blind mole rat), 2331 nucleotides. It is a transcript of the gene Iglon5, whose product is annotated as IgLON family member 5. The transcript has 8 exons. The record is from RefSeq and is a predicted model, not a curated record. Gene Ontology annotation, cellular component: neuron projection. The coding region runs from base 12 to 1010 and encodes 332 amino acids. NCBI's taxonomy places the organism in Eukaryota, Metazoa, Chordata, Mammalia, Rodentia, Spalacidae.
GCAGGAGAAAGAUGUUGCAUGCUGUACCCAGACUCCAGGCUCUGAGCCCAGUUUCUGGACUCCACAGGUGUCACCUUGGGCUGCUGUCCCAGAGCCUGGAAUUCAGCUCGCCUGCAGACAACUACACAGUGUGUGAAGGUGACAACGCCACCCUCAGCUGCUUCAUCGACGAGCACGUCACCCGCGUGGCCUGGCUGAACCGCUCCAAUAUCCUGUACGCUGGCAAUGACCGAUGGACCAGCGACCCCCGGGUGCGGCUGCUCAUCAACACACCCGAAGAGUUCUCCAUCCUCAUCACCCAGGUGGGGCUCGGCGAUGAGGGCCUCUACACCUGCUCCUUCCAGACCCGCCACCAGCCGUACACCACUCAGGUCUACCUCAUCGUGCAUGUGCCCGCCCGCAUCGUGAACAUCUCCUCUCCUGUGACGGUGAACGAAGGGGGCAAUGUGAACCUGCUCUGCCUGGCUGUGGGGCGGCCAGAGCCCACAGUCACCUGGAGGCAGCUUCGAGAUGGCUUCACCUCUGAGGGCGAGAUCUUGGAGAUCUCCGACAUCCAGCGAGGCCAGGCCGGGGAGUACGAGUGUGUGACUCACAACGGGGUCAACUCUGCGCCCGACAGCCGCCGGGUGCUGGUCACCGUGAACUAUCCCCCGACCAUCACCGACGUGACCAGCGCGCGCACAGCCCUGGGCCGGGCCGCCCUCCUACGCUGCGAAGCCAUGGCGGUGCCACCCGCAGACUUCCAGUGGUACAAAGACGACAGGCUGCUGAGCAGCGGCUCGGCGGAGGGCCUGAAGGUGCAGACUGAGCGCACCCGCUCCAUGCUGCUCUUCGCCAACGUGAGCGCCCGACACUACGGCAACUACACCUGCCGCGCAGCCAACCGGCUCGGAGCAUCCAGCGCCUCCAUGCGACUCCUGCGUCCAGGAUCCCUGGAGAACUCAGCUCCGAGGCCCCCGGGGCCCCUGACCCUCCUCACCGCCCUGGGCUGGCUGUGGUGGAGAAUGUAGGGGUCACCCAGUUCAGUGCACCUCCCUCUGAAGGGGGCCUCGGGCCAAGAGCAAGAGAAAAGGGGGAGCAAGUGCUGUGGGUCUCCAGGGAGACAGAAGAGCUCUCAGCCACUGAGGAAGAGGAGGAGGAAGAGGAGGUGGAGGAGGAGGAAGAUCUUUAGAGAACCCAUCACUGUGAGGGAUAACGCAAAAUUAUGCAUCUUUCUACAGCCAUUCUCGCCACCCUGUUCACGUUUCUGAUUGUGACCCACCCCCGGCCACCCCACACCCCUCUCUUAGCUCAGGCUGUCAACUGGCUCGUGUGUGUGGGUGGGUGUAUGAGUGUGCGUCUGCAUGUUGUGUAUGUGUGUAAGGGUGUGUUGGGAGAGGGGACCAGGAGGCUUCCCUCCUCCCCACGGCCCCUCCCCACAGCCCCUGCCCAUCCCCGCUGCCUCUCUUCCUCUGGCUGGAGGUAGGUAUGGGGGCUUCUCAGUGGAUGACUGCCUGCUUUCCACCUUCCCAUAAUAUGCACGAACACCUACCCCUCUCCUUCCUAUUGAAGAGGUGUCUCCUGGAUGGGGGCAGGUGGGGUGGGUGUCAGGUGUCACUCAGCCUUUAUAAAUAGGUGGGGCUCUCCAUCGUGGCUCCUUCCUGCCUGCCCUACCACCAGCUGCCUGUAGCCAGAAGCCCUCAUCACUGGCUCUACGGCCUGAAACCUUCCUCCCUAGCCCUGCCUUUCCCCAACCCUGGACUUUCUGGCCCCCUCGGGGGGCCAAUCGGUGCUUCCAUUAAAUUGUCAGGCUGGUGGCACUUGUCACCUGUCUGUCUCAGUGCUUUGCCCCACCCCACCCCCAUCCCCCUUGGCCACAGUGGCACCCACCAGCUGCGGCUUCCUGGCCACCCACUCCCUGGCCUCUCUACCCACUGUACCUCUAAAGGCUGCUGUGACCGCCCUCCCACACACUCAGACACACACACACCCACACACCAGCGACUGCGACCAGCAAUAGCUCCUGGCUCCAACUGUCCCAUAGUCUGUGACCAGCAGUGAUCCCAAAGAGGGUCACUGUAAUUAGCAAAGGAGGUUCUGAGUGUGGCAGGCACCCCACUUGCCCUGAUAUACCACACCUCACAGGGUGGGGGAGGAGAGGAGACACACAGAUACCCUGAGCCCAGCCAGAGGCACCAUGCUACCAACCCUGACUUCGAUAACUACCCACCCCAAACCACACCACUCAGAGCCUGGUGGAGACAGGGCAGAGGGGGGCAGGGGCAGUGACUGUACCUCAGACGGGGGCGUGGGCCCCAUCCCACAUUGUCUUCCAUUCCCAGGGUCCGGGAU